ACAGUCGCCAGAAUCCAACAAUUCGACCAGAGGGUAGGACCGGCCAUCGCGGCUCCGGCUGGGUCCCGAGAACCAGGGGGUGGCUUCUCCUCCCCCUUUGGGACAAAACUAACUCCCAGGAGCGCCCCCCCUCCGUCCCCGACGACAGGGUCCUGGUGGGACGCAGGCACCUUCGGAGGAGCAGCUGGCAACGGCCUGGAUGGAAGCAAGGCCCGGAGGGAGGAUUGCUUAUGGCUGAUAAGUUAUUCCCCAAGUUUUGUUAGUCAUAUUUGUUUCUCUAUUUGUCCAUCUUAAGACCGUGCAAACCAGGAAGGAGAACAGACUGUUACUUGGACAGGAAACAGCUCUUUGAUAUGCAAACUAAGGGAAAAAAGAGCAAAUGGUUACAGAAUCAUGUAGGUUUGUGGAUUUAACUCAAAAUGGAUUAAAGACAUGAACAUAAGACCUGAAACCAUAAAACUCCUAGAAGAACUUCAACAUAGGUGAACCUGUUAAGAGUCAGUUCUUGGCGGAAAAGCAUUGAGCCAGGAGCCAGACCCACCUCUUCACUAACUGAUCUUGCACAAGUCAUCUUACCUCUCUGGAUCUCAGUUGCCUGAUCUGUAAAAAGGAGAUAAAAAUUCUUUACCUGUUUGAAGAUGAAGUGGAGGACCAUCCUAUUACAAUAUUGUUUUCUCUUGGUUACAUGUAUACUUACUGCUCUUGAAGCUGUGCCUAUAGACAUAGACAAGACAAAAGUAGAAAAUGCUCAACCUGUGGACAGUGCAAAGAUAGAACCACCAGAUACUGGACUUUAUUAUGAUGAAUACCUCAAGCAAGUGAUUGAUGUGCUGGAAACAGAUAAUCAUUUCAGAGAAAAGCUCCAGAAAGCAGACAUAGAGGAAAUAAAGAGUGGUAGGCUAAGCAAAGAACUGGAUUUAGUAAGUCACCAUGUGAGGACAAAACUUGAUGAACUGAAAAGGCAAGAAGUGGCAAGGUUAAGAAUGCUGAUUAAAGCUAAAUUGGAUUCCCUUCAAGAUACAGGCAUAGACCACCAUGCUCUUCUAAAACAAUUUGAUCAUCUAAAUCACCUGAAUCCUGAGAAGUUUGAAUCUACAGAUUUAGAUAUGCUAAUCAAAGCAGCUACAAGUGAUCUGGAACACUAUGAUAAGGCUCGACAUGAAGAAUUUAAAAAAUAUGAAAUGAUGAAGGAACAUGAAAGGAGAGAAUAUUUAAAAACACUGAAUGAAGAAAAGAGAAAAGAAGAAGAAUCUAAAUUUGAAGAAAUGAAGAGAAAGCAUGAACAUCAUCCCAAAGUUAAUCAUCCAGGAAGCAAAGAUCAACUAAAAGAAGUGUGGGAAGAGACUGAUGGAUUGGAUCCUAAUGACUUUGACCCCAAGACAUUUUUCAAAUUACAUGAUGUCAAUAGUGAUGGCUUCCUAGAUGAACAAGAAUUAGAAGCCCUAUUUACUAAAGAGUUGGAGAAAGUAUAUGACCCCAAAAAUGAAGAGGAUGAUAUGAUAGAAAUGGAGGAAGAAAGGCUUAGAAUGAGGGAACAUGUAAUGAAUGAGGUUGAUACUAACAAAGACCGAUUGGUGACUCUAGAAGAGUUUUUGAAAGCUACAGAAAAAAAGGAAUUCUUGGAGCCAGAUAGCUGGGAGACAUUGGAUCAACAACAGUUCUUCACAGAGGAAGAACUGAAGCAAUAUGAAAAUCUUAUCUCCCUACAAGAAACUGAACUUAAGAAAAAGGCAGAUGAGCUUCAGAAACAAAAAGAAGAGCUACAACAUCAGCAUGACCAACUUGAGGCUCAGAAACUGGAAUAUCAUCAGGUUUUACAGCAGAUGGAACAAAAAAAAUUACAACAAGAAAUUUCCCCAUCAGUGCCUGGUGGGGAAUCAAAGAUCCAGCCACGUAUUUAAAGUCCAAAGUCCACCAGAACUUAGAAUAAAAUCGUUACAUCAUCAUGUGUGUCAUCUUUUUACCUCCCUUCCUUUUCCUCUGCUCAAUAAAUAUUUUAAACCAUA
Molecule: messenger RNA, 2006 nt
Organism: Mesoplodon densirostris (Blainville's beaked whale)
Lineage: Eukaryota; Metazoa; Chordata; Mammalia; Artiodactyla; Ziphiidae
Gene: NUCB2
Product: nucleobindin 2
Exons: 16
Coding region: 639-1901 (420 amino acids)
Cellular component (GO): extracellular exosome; endoplasmic reticulum-Golgi intermediate compartment
Molecular function (GO): calcium ion binding
Source: RefSeq, a predicted model, not a curated record